CCGGAGAAAACCGAGGGCAGUUGACGGGAUGUAAACAUGGCGAAUCGCACGGUUAAGGACGCGAAGUCCAUUCGGGGGACUAAUCCUCAAUAUUUAGUGGAAAAAAUCAUACGAUCGCGAAUUUAUGAUUCGAAAUACUGGAAGGAGGAGUGUUUCGCUUUGACUGCAGAGUUAUUAGUUGAUAAGGCCAUGGAGUUGAGAUACAUUGGCGGAGUUUUUGGCGGAAAUGUCAAGCCCACACCCUUCGUAUGCCUCAUUCUCAAGAUGUUGCAAAUUCAGCCGGAGAAAGACAUCAUAGUAGAGUUCAUAAAGAACGAGGAAUUCAAGUACGUGCGUGCCCUCGGUGCCCUUUACAUGAGGCUCACAGGAACAUCACUGGAUUGUUACAAGUACUUGGAGCCCUUGUUCAACGACAAUCGAAAAUUACGUCAGCAGAAUAAACAGGGACAGUUUGAGCUCAUCCACAUGGACGAAUUCAUCGACCAUCUGUUGAGGGAAGAGAGAAGUUGCGAUAUAAUUCUUCCGAGAAUCCAGAAGAGGCACGUUCUAGAGGAGAACAACGAGCUGGAGGGGAAAGUAUCAGCCCUCGAGGACGAUAUGGACGAUGGAAUGGAGACUUCGGAGGACGAGGAGAUACCACCUUCCAAAGAAGAAAAUCGAAAACGUGGGGAUGAUUACGAGAGGGAUCUGAAACGUCACAGGGAUCGUGAUAAGAGACAUUCUAGGUCCGAGAAAAAAUCUGAACGAGAGAAGGCCAGGUCCAGGAGUCGAGAGAGGGAUAGGGACCGCAGGGAGAGGAAAAGAAGUAAAUCACCCAGGUCUUAUUCGUCUCAUAAAGACAAGGAGAGAGAUAAGGACCGACACAGGAGGGAUGACAGGGAAAAAGAGAGGGAGAAAGAGAGGAGACGCGAUCGUGAUCGUAAUAGGCAUUGAAUUUACUGAAUUUAUAACUGAUGCCAUUUUUUAAAUUUUCAUCACUGUAAAUAACUGAAUUAUUAUUCUGGAUGUGGUACAACCGUACAUUAAUAAAAAUUUUCAUUGAUUUAUUGCA
Messenger RNA from Diachasmimorpha longicaudata, 1051 nucleotides. RefSeq names its product pre-mRNA-splicing factor 38A (gene Prp38). Gene Ontology annotation, cellular component: precatalytic spliceosome. The transcript is spliced from 2 exons. Lineage: Eukaryota; Metazoa; Arthropoda; Insecta; Hymenoptera; Braconidae. The record is from RefSeq and is a predicted model, not a curated record. The coding region runs from base 37 to 933 and encodes 298 amino acids.